Messenger RNA from Thyridium curvatum, 483 nucleotides. RefSeq lists its product as uncharacterized. The record is from RefSeq and is a predicted model, not a curated record. Bases 1 to 483 code for a protein of 160 amino acids. NCBI's taxonomy places the organism in Eukaryota, Fungi, Ascomycota, Sordariomycetes, Thyridiales, Thyridiaceae. The transcript has 4 exons.
AUGAUCGCCAAGACCGUCCUCGCCGGCCUGGCCGCUGGUCUGGUCGCUUUUGUCGCAGCCGCACCCACCGGCACCGAUGCCAUCGGAGCGACCUGCACCUCAGGCGCGGCAGCCUCCAACCCGUCAUUUGACAUCAAAUACGUCAACGUCUCGUCCGUCCUUCCCGCAGGCCUCUCCGGCAGAAACUACGAGCCCGACCGGACAUGGGCCGCUGAACAUGCCCUUCACACUACGUAUCUUGGCCUGACGGCCGGUGGCGGAAUGGAUGCCUAUGGCGCAUUCAAGUGCCAGUUUGCUUGCAAUGGCGAGCAGGGCUGUCUUUCGUACUUUGGUCGAUAUGUCCAAAUCGGCACCAGCCAGGAGCACUUUGACUGCAUCACUUAUGAUGCCCUGCUCGACUCGUCUCUGUUCGUGGAGGAUAGCGAAUCGGGUAACCUAGCUGUUGGUGGAUUCGACAAGCCUUGCGAUGCGAUCAAGGCUUGA